CAGUGCCGACAGUCGAGAGGCGACCGCCGCCCGAUCGGUGUCUUUUGGAGAGGGGAGCGUUCCAGCCGGAGCGUCCCGACCGGACCGGGUCUCGGAGCGGCGGCUGCGGAUCAGUCAUGGAGGAUCUGUGCGGCACGGUCACGGUCAGAGCCGCCGGGCAGCGCCGUCAGAUGCCGUCCGUUUGCUGAUGAGAGGAUAACCCGCACGGCCGCGCAGUGACCAUCGGGGACGGUGGCACAGCCAGGGUCCACCCGGAGCGGGCCGCCAGCUCGGCGCUCGCCGAUCUGCACCUGAACAGAAGGCCCGCCCGACGCUUGGACAGGGUGCCUGUAGUCGCCGAACCGACGACCGAACAGCCAGCCAUGCUGAUCGUCACCUACUGCUGCUGCGGCUGCCCGCUGGACGACGGCACGCGCAAGAUCGGCUGGUACAUGGUGGUGGCUGGCCUGCUGCUCGCCACCAUCGACAUGUUCAAGCUGGCCAUCCUGAUCAAGGACCCGGAGCUGGCGCAGACCAAGCAGCCGCCCGAGCUUCUGAAGCACUUCUCCGCCGACGAGGUGCUGGCCGCCAAGAAGGCGGCACUGGUGGCGCUGAUGGUGGUCGAGGGCACGCUGAUAGUGUUCGGCGCGCUGCUCAUCUGCGCCGUCAACUGCCGAGAGGCGUGCCUGGGCUCGCUGGUGCUCGGCUACCUGGCGCUCGACACGCUGGUGGUGGCCGGCCAGCUGUUCCUGCUCUUCUACGAGCCGAGCCUCAUCUACCCGAUCUCGUCGCCGAGUCUGGACGAGCCGGCGGACGGCCAGCCGGCCGGCAGGGGCAGCGCCAGCUUCUUCCACUACUGCCACGGAUUCUUCGUGGCUGUCCAGUGUCUGAUGCAGUGCUACUUUUGCCGCGUGGUGCUCUCCUAUCUGUGUAGGACCCACUGUCGACAGCAGAGGGCCUAGGGUCUCACAGAUGGGCACCGCCUAGGACACUCGGUUGGUUGUUAUUGCAUGAUGCGCGACUUUUGUAUUAUGUAGGUGGCUGGCUGGUACUGUAUCUGAGACUCACCUGACCAAAUCGGACCGGAAGCGAUGUCUAAUUAAUUUUACCAGAAACAAGAGUGAAUGUUCCAAUUCCCUUUUUGAGAAAGGGAGCUCCUAUUCAGUGGCAAAAGGGUAGUCUCAUGUAGAUUUUUCCCAUCUGGUGAGUGAUCCCUUACGAACAAAGUGAUACGUAGACCGGCAACACAGUCGUGGUGCAUUAGCAAGUGUGCAUCCAUUCAACCAGAUACAACAGUUACUCUCGAACUACAUUAACUUAUGCGCGACCGACUCUUAGGAAAUAUAAAAUAAGCGCCCUCGAGGGAGACACGAUCUCUUCACGGGGGAUUCUACCAUGAAAACGAAAUCAGUUGAAUAAUGGAUUGGAGAGAAGAAGCUGACUCCCUAAUUUCUUAACUAUCAAAAUACACCACACGCCCCAGUCUGUGGUGGCGAAGGUCGCGUUCAUUUGAGCAUGAGCAGGCAUUGAUAAAUGCUCAAACUGAUUAUAUUAAAGCAGGUGCGAGUUCUAAGCUCACCUCUUCAUAAUAUUUACAAAAAAGCCAGUUGGUUGAGUGUUUGAACAAAGUGCAUAUCACAAAAUUAUGCAGGAGGCAUCGACUGCUAUUCCCAAAUGGCUACAGAAAACAUAGCAUAUCUGAAUGUGAUUUCAUAUUAUGUGUCUAUGAAGGGAAAUGCACUCCAAUGAAGUAGAAACCGUGUAUUGUUACAUAAAUAGUAGUGUGUACUAUGUUACACACAAUCAUACACAACAAUUAUCUUUUUUUCUAUAGAACAUUUCACUCACAGCCACGUCUUUUGGUAGGCAGAUACAGGCUAAAUAGAUGAUGAUGUAAACAUUUUAUUUUAGCAUCAUCCCCCUGAACUUGAUUUUUUG
This is a messenger RNA of Amphibalanus amphitrite, 1917 nucleotides long. RefSeq lists its product as uncharacterized. Bases 363 to 941 code for a protein of 192 amino acids. The record is from RefSeq and is a predicted model, not a curated record. NCBI's taxonomy places the organism in Eukaryota, Metazoa, Arthropoda, Thecostraca, Balanomorpha, Balanidae. The transcript is spliced from 2 exons.